Molecule: messenger RNA, 724 nt
Organism: Melanaphis sacchari
Lineage: Eukaryota; Metazoa; Arthropoda; Insecta; Hemiptera; Aphididae
Product: protein cornichon-like
Exons: 5
Coding region: 193-627 (144 amino acids)
Biological process (GO): endoplasmic reticulum to Golgi vesicle-mediated transport
Cellular component (GO): COPII-coated ER to Golgi transport vesicle; endoplasmic reticulum membrane
Source: RefSeq, a predicted model, not a curated record
UAAUAUAAUUUUUUUUUUUUUUUUUGUCUAAACACUAAACGGUAGUGAUCAAACUCACCAAAUAAAUUAUUUUAUAUUUUCUAUAUUAAUACUUAAAAGUAUUUUUAUUAAAUUUAUCUAUGAUUAUGAUAUUUUAAAUUGAUUUUUUAGUGACUUUAGUUUUUAAUUAACUGAGUACAAUAAACUACUACAAUGUCUUUUACAUUCUCAGCGUUCACUUAUAUUAUGGCGAUGAUAUCAGAUGCAUUUUUAAUAUUUUUUUCAAUAUUUCAUAUUAUUGCAUUUGAUGAACUUAAAACUGAUAGCAAAAAUCCUAUAGAUCAAUGUAACAGUCUAAAUCCACUAGUGAUUCCUGAGUAUAUGCUUCACUUCUUCUUCAACCUUUUAUUUUUGUUUGGAGGUCAAUGGAUUUCAUUUGCUAUUAAUAUACCAUUAAUGGCCUAUCAUAUAAAAAGAUAUCAAAAUAGACCAGUUAUGUCUGGUUUUGGUCUCUAUGAUCCUACAAGUAUCAUGAAUGCUGAUAAAUUGUAUAAGUAUCAACGUGAGGGUUGGAUAAAAUUAUCAUUUUAUCUGUUUUCAUUUUUCUAUUAUCUAUAUGGAAUGAUACGAGCAUUGAUAACAAUAUGAACCAAAGUCGCUUCUAGCAAUGAUUUUGUACAUAUUUGUUCAUUUUUUAUCAAUAUAAAUCAGUUAUUUUGUAUUUAAGUUUACCUCAGUAUAUAUA